AUGCUUUACGGCAGGCCAGAAGCGAUCGUCCAAGCUGCUAUUAGAAAAAUUCGUUCACUUCCAGCCCCGGAAAUAGAUCGACUAGAGAGUCUGGUCAAUUUUGCGCUCACUGUCGAAAACCUUGUGGCAACAAUAGAAGCAUGCGGUGUACAAGACUUUGUGUAUAACGCUUCGCUCAAAUUCGAACUGGUUGAAAGAUUACCACCGACGCUUAGAUUGGACUGGGCGAAGUAUACCCGAGGGAAUUCGGCCCCAAAUCUCUUGGACUUCAGUUCUUGGCUGUACUCUAUGGCGGAAGAUGCGAGUGCGGUUAUGCAGACAUGCUCCACUGCUCCGCGAAGUCGCAGUAAUAAGGGAGACGCGUUUGUCAACGUACACUCCGAGUCUACCAAAAAUUCGCGAGACCGAACGCGAGAACCAUUCAAAGAAUGCUUCGUUUGCAAAGGUUCUUGUCCAGUAAUCACAAAGUGCAAACGGUUCGGUGAACUGAGCUACGAGUCGAAGUGGUCAGUAAUACGAGAAGCGAAGCUGUGCCGUAAAUGCCUACGUAAACAUAACGGUACAUGUCGGCAACAAAACAAAUGCGGAAUCAACGGGUGCACUUAUUUGCACCACCCUUUGCUGCAUAAUGAGAAAACUGGAAGCGAGCAUGGAGCAGUAGCGGCAACGAAUUCCAGUUGCAACAUCCAUCAAACUCAGACCAGCGAUGUAUUGUUUCGGAUUAUUCCAAUAGUACUACACGGUCCUGCGAAGACGGUGCGGACGUACGCCUUCAUCGAUGACGGAUCCGAACUCACGCUCAUGGAAAAAUCACUUGCGCUGGAGCUUGGACUGCAAGGAUCUCAGAUGGCCCUCUGCUUGAAAUGGACAGGGGAUACCAGCAGAAUGGAGAAUGAUUCUCAAAAGGUUGAGGUGGCUAUUUCUUCCGCCAGGAAUACAUCCCAAAGGUAUAAACUCGAGGAUGUUCGUACUGUUCAGCAGCUGAAGCUAAGACCACAGACCUUGAUAGCCUCUGAAAUGCAAAGGCGCUACAGUCAUCUUGUCGGCAUACCUUUCGAUUCCUAUAUUGAUGUGUGUCCGCGUAUCCUGAUCGGUCUAGACAACGCACAACUAGGACAUGCAUUAAAAAUUCGAGAAGGCAAGUCAUCUGAACCCAUAGCCGUCAAAACACGUUUAGGGUGGAUCGUGUAUGGAAGUUGUUCAUCAGUUAACCACUCUGAAAGUUACGUCAACUACCAUGCGGUACAAGUGUGUGAGUGUAAUGACGCUUCCGAUGAAAAUCUCCACACAGCAAUGAAGAACUAUUUCGCGCUUGACAGCAUGGGAAUCUCCAACCCUGGAAAGACAUUACUCUCCGUAGAUGACCAGCGUGCAAUGGAGAUCUUGGAAGCAGUAACACAUCGUAAGGACGGCCAUUAUGAAUCUGGUCUUCUCUGGAAGUACGACGCUGUGCGACUUCCUGACAGUAAGGCGAUGGCCUUGAGAAGAUGGGAGUGCCUGGAGCGUCGGAUGAAGAAAGAGGAAGAAUUGGCUGAGGCUCUACGUUCAAAAAUGCUCGAUUAUAUCCAGAAAGGAUACGUCCGCAAAUUGACAGAGGAGGAGCUCAAAACUCGUCAGCCUCGUGAGUGGUACUUGCCAGUGUUUCCAGUUUACAAUCCAAACAAACCAGGAAAACUGCGAUUGGUAUGGGAUGCAGCAGCAACAGUUCAAGGAAUUUCUUUAAACUCGGUUCUAUUGAAGGGACCAGACCAGCUGACAUCCCUGCUUACUGUUUUGAUUCAGUUCCGGGAGUUCCGAGUCGCGGUAUGUGGAGACAUUCGGGACAUGUUUCACCAGGUCCUAAUGAGGAAGGAAGAUCAACAUUGCCUGAGAUUCUACUGGGAAGGAGACACUCCAGGUAGCGCGCCGAAUGUGUAUGCCAUGACGGUGAUGACGUUUGGCGCGUGCUGCUCGCCCACGACAGCUCAAUACGUCAAGAACAUCAAUGCGGAGCGAUUCGAAGUCGAGUAUCCGCAAGCUGUCGAAGCCAUUGUUAAAAAGCAUUACGUCGACGAUAUGCUUGCCAGCGUCGAAAGUGAAGCGGAAGCGGUAAAGUUAGCACAUGAUGUGAAGCACAUUCACGCUGCAGGAGGGUUUGAAAUGCGCAACUGGUUGUCCAAUUCGUCAAUCGUCCGAGCUUCCCUACAAGAAGAAACAACUACAGAGAAGUACCUCGGGGCCGAGGAAGAAAACAUUACCGAAAAGGUAUUAGGUCUGUGGUGGAACACAACAACCGAUUGUUUCACGUUUAAGGUAUCUCAACGAUACGAUCAAGACCUGCUAGCCGGAUGCCGCCGACCCACCAAACGUGAGGUGCUUCGAACGCUAAUGAUGAUGUUCAAUCCGCUGGGUUUCAUCUCGCAUUUUCUGAUGUACUUAAAAGUACUGAUGCAGGAGAUCUGGAGGUCGUCGAUUGACUGGGAUACCCCUAUUGAAGAACCACAGUUCCAGAAGUGGUUGAUUUGGCUCAAAGUUCUACCAGAAGUAGCCAAUGUCCAGCUUCCACGAUGUUAUAGACUAUCAGUGUCAACGGAUAGCAGUUGCAACAUUCAGAUGCACACGUUCGUGGAUGCGAGUGAGAGCGGAUUCGCAGCAGUUGUGUAUCUGAGGUUCGAAGAAGACGACGUUGUUGAGACUGCACUCGUCAGUGCAAAAACUAGAGUUGCUCCAUUCCUCGCUCAGAACUACAAGCUAGCAUUCUCGGUGUUCGGCUAG
Molecule: messenger RNA, 2754 nt
Organism: Aedes albopictus (Asian tiger mosquito)
Lineage: Eukaryota; Metazoa; Arthropoda; Insecta; Diptera; Culicidae
Exons: 1
Coding region: 1-2754 (917 amino acids)
Source: RefSeq, a predicted model, not a curated record